AUGCCCACGGAAAAAGGAAUGUACGUGCUGGACACGGAUGCAUCAGUGAUAGCAAUCUCUGGGAUACUCCACCAAGAACAGGAAUGGAAAGGAAAUACAGUCUUGAGACCGAUAGCUUACGGGAGCAAAGUCUUGAGUGAUACAAAGAUGAAGUACGGAGCACCCAAGGCGGAGAUGUUCGCGGUAGUGACCUUUGUAGAAAAAUAUAGAUCAUAUUUGGGCAGCGAGCCAUUCAAGCUACGAGUCGACAACAGAGCACUCAGUUGGUUAAAAAGGUAUUCACUGGAUCAGAGCUAUAUCGGGAGAUGGAUAAUGUGCCUGGAUGGUUACGACAUGAUCAUCGAGCACAGGACAAGGGACAAACAUCAGAACGCCGACAACUUGAGCGAAAAGACGAAGUUUUACGAGAGACAGGAGCAAAAGGAGGCCGACAGGCCUGAGAUCAAAAAUGGAUUCUCGUUUAUGGACAAGGAGACGUACGACAAUCUUCCACUCACGAUGUGGCUUGACAAGUCAGGGAAACCAAUAGAGGACGGGCAGUCCAGGAUGAAAGCACAGAAGCUUUGCGUCCCCAGGGAAACAAUGGCCCCUUUGCAGGCAUCUCAGCCUGCAACGAGCUCUAGGAACAAAUUACCCGAUCCUUCAGACAACUACAUGGCUCCUCAAUUCCAUGAAAUAUUUGAACAAGUAGCCAGAGCGGCGAUGAACGGAAACAAUGGAACCAGCGGAAACGGACCUUCCUAA
This is a messenger RNA of Symsagittifera roscoffensis, 744 nucleotides long. RefSeq lists its product as uncharacterized. The transcript has a single exon. The record is from RefSeq and is a predicted model, not a curated record. NCBI's taxonomy places the organism in Eukaryota, Metazoa, Xenacoelomorpha, Acoela, Convolutidae. The coding region runs from base 1 to 744 and encodes 247 amino acids.